AUGAAGACUGAUUGCCUGCCAAUAAUUGUCAAGCUCUGUGCACUUCUGUCGCUGAUCGGUCCGCCGCGCGAUGUUCGAGCACUCGAUAUACGAUCGUGCAACCAAUCCUUGGGGAUGGAGUCCGGGGACAUACCGGAUUCAGCCAUUACGGCGUCCUCGUCGUAUGUGACGAACGUCGGUCCACGGAACGGCCGGCUCCGGAAGGAGACAGCCGGCGGUGCCUGGUGCCCGAAGAGUCAAAUAGAACGAGGAAUCCGUGAGUGGCUGCAAGUGGAUCUGCCCGGGCCGCACGUGAUCACCGGUGUACAGAGUCAGGGUCGUUACGAUCACGACCGUGGCCAGGAAUACGUCGAGGAGUACACCCUCGAGUAUCGACGUCCAGGGUUCACCGAGUGGCAGCGAUAUAAGCGCUGGGAUAACAAGGAGGUGCUAGCCGGAAACAGCGACACUUCCACCAUAGUGUCGCAUCGAUUAAUCCCGCCGAUCUUCGCCAGCCAGAUCCGUAUUUUGCCACACUCCGUGCACAGGCGCACCGUUUGCCUUCGAAUCGAGCUGAGAGGCUGUCAGGACACGGGCGGUGUCGUCAGCUACACCAUACCGGAUUCCCCGACGGCUGAGCUCGGCGACGUAUCGUACGACGGCAGAAGGAAGGACAACUUGUUGACCGAUGGCCUGGGCCGGCUGAUCGAUGGCGAGGUCGGCGCGGAUAAUUACAGGCUGGACAUGGGAGAUGGAAGAGGCACCGGCUGGGUCGCAUGGAUGCGCGACACUUUCGAGGACGACUACGUAGAGCUUGUGUUCGUGUUCGAGGUAACCUGGAUCUUCGAGGCGGUCCACAUUUACACCAAUAAUUACUUCUCCCGCGAUGUGCAGGUAUUUUCGAAGGCGGACGUCUGGUUCAGUCUCGACGGUGAGAUCUACGAGGAGGAGCCGCUGUCUUACUCUUACAUACCGGACAUCGUUCUGGAGAACGCCCGGAACGUCUCCAUAGGUCUGCACGAGCGUCGCGGAAAAUUCUUGAAGAUCCACCUGUACUUCGCCGCCCGAUGGAUCAUGAUCAGCGAAGUGACAUUCGACGGAACCAAUCCCUAUGAAAAUGUCACCGAGGAGUCCGCGUCCGAGUUCAGCAACCGAGAAAUUCCAAUGAACCCCGAGGUGGAUCUUAACUUGCAAACAAUUACAGCUGCGGGAGAGGGUCAGGAAUAUUUAGAGGUACUAAUAGGUGUUCUGACUGCCAUUAUCCUACUUCUUCUGCUGGUGUUCGUCAUUAUUCUACUUCUGAAUCGACGGCAAAAACUUCAGAGCUCGCCGACCGUGUUGAAAAAUCCAUUUGGAUUCGCCAUAAACAUGAAGGGUCUCCUCUUAAAUUUAACGCCCGGGGGAAUGCUGACAGAGACGGCCAAUCACGUUUCUCCGGACAUGCCGGAGGACGGGAGUAUGCACGAGUCUUUGACAAUGGAACAAUUCAAUUCACCCCUGGUCAGCCCGCAGUAUAAAUCUACGUACGCGAUAGUCGCCACUUCCGAAUCCCCGAAAGACUUGAAGGACGUGAACCUGUCGGAGGAGAGCGUUCGAUUCGAUACGAGACCGGAAUCGACAGUCGGGCCGCCUAGUUGCUCCUCGUCGCCAACUAACUCCCCGGCGCGUCACUCUCAGCACUACAGGACCCUUCAAAGUUACACCAGUCCAACUGCGAAACUCAAUAUCGCGGCCACGUCUAAUCACCAGCGGGACGUCGAUCAGAUCCACUCGAAGCGCUGGCACACGGCACCUAAAGAGAAACACAAGAUACCGGCCCCAGUGGUCAGCUGGAACAUCGCGCCCAGCAUGAACAAACCGUACAGGUGCAAGGAAAUAGAACCCACCAAUAUACCGCGACAGUGCCUACGUACAACCGAGAAACUUGGCUCGAGGACUAUCGGCGAGGCGAUAGUGUGCGAAGCAAUCGGAUUGGAGGACGCGAUUGCCGAUGCACCGAGGUUGGUCGUGGCGCGGGUCCCCGCUUGCACCGGGGACAUUCGUGGCGGUAGCGCCACGGAUCAAAUAAGGGAAGUCCGAUUUCUCUCCUGUUUGUCGGAUCCGAACGUGGCACGGAUCCUGGGUGUCUGUUCCGUGGAGCCGGUCCCGUGGACGAUCAUCGAGUACACGGAACUCGGGGAUCUCGCCCAUUAUCUUCAGUACAGUGUGCCACUUACGGGAACGCUUAGGCCGAGCUGCAAUUUGAAAGCCCUCAGUCAGAGCUGCCUGUUGUACAUGGGAGCGCAGAUAGCAUCGGGCAUGAGGUUCCUCGAGUCGAAGAAUCUGGUGCACAAGGACCUGGCUGCCAGAAACUGUCUAGUGGGCCGUUCUUACACCGUGAAAGUGACCGACAUCGCGAUGUGCAGUGACCUUUACAAGAAGGAUUACAGUGACAUAGGCGGCAGACCGCCGGCGCCAAUCAGAUGGCUGCCGUGGGAAAGCAUUCUGCUGGACAGGUACACUUGCUCGAGCAGCGUCUGGUCCUUCGCUGUCACUCUCUGGGAAGUGAUGAGCCUGGCCAGGGAGAAGCCCUUCCAGCAUCUGACCAACGAUCAAGUCAUACAGAACGCCGAGCAUAUGUAUUAUGGAGCCGAGUUGCAGGUAUAUCUUCCGCGCCCGACGAUGUGUCCCGACGAGGUCUACAGACUGAUGUGCUCGUGCUGGCGAAGGGACGAGGCCUCGAGACCCACAUUCAAAGACAUUUACACGUUCCUGAAGAACCUGAUCGUGGACUAUCGGCCCGGUGCAUAA
Messenger RNA from Dufourea novaeangliae, 2769 nucleotides. RefSeq names its product discoidin domain-containing receptor 2-like. Gene Ontology annotation, molecular function: collagen binding; protein tyrosine kinase collagen receptor activity; ATP binding. Bases 1 to 2769 code for a protein of 922 amino acids. Lineage: Eukaryota; Metazoa; Arthropoda; Insecta; Hymenoptera; Halictidae. Gene Ontology annotation, biological process: protein phosphorylation; positive regulation of kinase activity; cell surface receptor protein tyrosine kinase signaling pathway. The record is from RefSeq and is a predicted model, not a curated record. Gene Ontology annotation, cellular component: signaling receptor complex. The transcript has 16 exons.